Molecule: messenger RNA, 1795 nt
Organism: Phyllostomus hastatus (greater spear-nosed bat)
Lineage: Eukaryota; Metazoa; Chordata; Mammalia; Chiroptera; Phyllostomidae
Product: transmembrane epididymal protein 1A-like
Exons: 1
Coding region: 118-1005 (295 amino acids)
Source: RefSeq, a predicted model, not a curated record
CAGGAAGAUCUCUCCACUGCUCAGAAGCAGUCACUCUUGCUUGUGAGGAGGGCCCUGUGAGGUUGCUGCUCAUCUUCCAGCUCUUGCGCUGCUGGCCAGGACACAUACACGGAGACAAUGGGAAACCUCGAGGGACACCUGCUGCCAGGGGUGAUCUUCCUCCUCUACUCACUCUACUACUCACUGCUGGCGUCCUUGGCCUUGCUACGGGGACAGAGGUUUUUCAAGGCCCCUGUACCCCCAAGGGAGAAGCGAGGACACAGGUGGUGGAAGUGGGUACCUGUGGAAGGACUGGUGAAGAUCAUCAUCAGCCUGACUGGCAUUAUGUCUGAGUUCUUCUACCCUCCAGGAGUCAACCGGCUGAAGAUAGUAGACUGGGAGGACCCUCAGCGGCCAUUCUUAUUCUCAAACAACUGGCAGCAUGUCACCAUGUAUGGGUUCUUCCUGCUCAGUGGCAUAGUGGACGUUGUGAGCCAGUCAUGCCAGGCACGGCAGAGCAUGAAGCUGGAGCGAGCAGCUGAGGCCCUGGCCUGCUGUACACUGGCACUGCUGAUGGCAUCCCACGUUGAACACAAGGACGCCCUGGAGAUCCGCCUGCACAUUCUCUUCAUAGUCCCUGCCUUCCUGGUCGGCCUGGUGCUCAUCAUCGAGGUGUGGGUCCCUGACCAGCCCUCACUCUGGUUCCUCAAGUCCUGGAUGGGACUGGUGUUCAGCACCUGGCUGCUGCAGAUCUGCUUGGUGCUGUAUGUUCCUCCCUCUGGGAAGCCCUGGAGAUCAGAAAAUCACAUGGACCUCGCCUUCCUCACCAUCUUCUUCUGCUGGCACCUGGUUUUAGGGGCAGCUGUGCUGGCUGCUGUCUAUGGCAUCUGCAGCCUAUGGCAUCAUCGCUGUUCCUCAGGGACAGAGGCCUCAGGUGCCAAAUACCAGCCAUGCCCCACAGGCUACAACAGUGAAGAGCUGGAGAAACUCAGGGCAGGGGCUGAGCUGCUGCAUGAGGGUGUCUAGGUUUAGAAUCUGUGUUUGUUUUCACUUUUUGUAAUAAAAGUUUUGAGGUUGCCCAUUGAGUGCAUAGCAUGGGGCCUGCAAUGUGGCUUUUCAUCACAGUAAUCAUCUUCCUUGUUCCUAAAUAAACCAUCAGGCUCCUAGCAGCAAUUUUGCCACCAACUGGAUCUCUCCAGGUCUGUCUCUUUCCUGUCACAUUCCUAUCUCUAUCCUGUCUCUUUCCUAUUCACGAUGGUUCCUUGCCAUUUGCUUACAUGAAGUGGAAGAAGGAGCAGUGCUUUUCUCUGACAGCUUUUGGGAUCCAAGAGGAGAAAAUGAAAAGAGAAAACAGAGGUAGAUAGAGUAUCACUGGGGACCUGAAGAGGGUUCUGUCCAUCUGAGGCAAGGCUGGCUGUGUGUGUGUGUACGUGCAUGUGUGUGUGUGUGUGUCUGCAGCUGAAGUGCUUCACACAGUGUGUGUGUGAAAGAGGGGAUCCAGUUUUGCAUAAAGGUGAGGGCUUCCGUUUUCUUUAUUACUCCCUGUUCUUUGUUUACACUAAGUGUAGCAGGAUUAAGAACUUGUUUUGUUGUUGUUUUUUAAUCUAAACUGAAUGAAGCUACUUCUGCUUCAGAGGGAGUAAGGCAGGAGGGGAAAGAAGUAGCAGAUAAUUUAGCAGAGAAUUAUGUCUGGGGAGAAAGGAGGCAAGAGAGAAAUUCUCAAAAGUGGUUGUAAGAAAUGAGAAUCAUACUUAUAUAAUUUUGCUUGUUUGUUUUCUGCUGUGAUAUAAAACAACUCCAGUGUUCCUCCUUGUUC